CCUAUUUAAAUUCUGGGAAACAUAACCUCUACGAAACCACAUGGCAUGGGUUGGUUCGGCGAUACAUAACGUAAACAAUCAGUAGAGCAUUCUUUUCAAAAGUAAUUAUGAGUGUUACAAAAUGUCGCGACUGAUAGUGAAGAAUUUGCCAAAAAAUAUUUCAGAUACUAAAUUAAGAGAAUUAUUCAGCCAGAAGGGUUUGGUAACCGAUGUACAGUUGAAGUAUACAAAAGAUGGAAAAUUCCGUCGAUUCGCUUUCAUUGGAUUCAAAACUGAAGAACAGGCUAUAGCUGCAAAAGAGUACUUUGAUAAAUCCUGUAUCGAUACUUGCAAAAUAUCCAUUGAGCAAUGCGCAAGCCUAGGGGAUCCUUCUAAACCCAGAUCAUGGAGUAAAUAUGCACCUGACAGUUCAAAACAUACAACAAGCAAUAAGGAUUCUACUGACGUAAUAGAAAACGAAUUUUUAAAUAAAACAGGGAAAAAGGAAAAGAAGAAAGAUAAGAUUGAGAAAAGUAAAGAACAGAAAAGUUUACAAAAUGAUAUUAAAGAAGCAUUGGAAAAACACAAAGAUGAUCCUUUAUUCAUGGAAUUCCUUGAAAGUCACACAGCAAACAAAGCUGUAUGGAAUAACGAUACAAUUCUAACUACAAUUCAAAGUAAAAAACAUAGCGACGAUGAAGAUGAAGAUGAAAAAUCUAGUAAUGCAGAUGAUGAUAACAUAAAUAAUGAUAACAAAGAAAAAAACAAUGAAGGCAAAACGCAAAAAGUUGCACAGAAAGUUAUAUCUGAUUUAGAGUAUAUGGAAGCAUUGAAAGUAAAAGAUCAGAGUACAAAGAAAAAGGAUUCAAAUGAAAAGAAAACAUUGGAACAUGGUCCUGUAAAAUUCUUUACUGUGAAACUCAGAGGACUAGGAUACAAUCACAAGAAAAAGGACAUCAAACAAUUUUUCAAUCCACUGAAAGCAAAAUCGAUAAGGGUGCCACCAAGAAUUAAAGGCAUAGCUUAUGUUGGAUUUAAAACUGAGCAGCAUCUGAGAAAAGCAUUAUUGAAAGAUAAAAGUUUUUUAGGUGGAAAACAAAUAUUUGUAACGAAGUAUGAAGCAAAAGAAGAAAAGCCAAAGGAAGAACAGAACGGAAGCAAUUCUAAUGUUAGGUGGAAGAAUCAAGAAGAAGCACUGAAAGACGAGGAGAGCAUAGCAGAGUCUGGAAGGAUGUUUAUUCGAAAUUUGUCUUACACCACGACCGAAGACGAUAUUCGAAAACUAUUUGAGAAGUACGGUCCUUUAACCGAAUUGAAUCUACCUGUGGACAGAAUAACCAGGAAACCUAAAGGAUUUGGUACAGUGACAUUCUUAAUGACUGAACAUGCAGUCAAAGCUUACGGCGAAUUGGACGGUACUAUCGUAGACGGCAGAAUGCUCCAUCUUCUUCCUGGGAAAGCAAAACUCAAUCCUAUGGAGCAAUUCGAUGAAACAGGAUUGACUUAUAAGCAAAAGAAGGAACUGAAAGCCAAAGCGACCGCGGGAUCGGCGCACAAUUGGAAUACUCUCUUCUUGGGUCAGAACGCUGUAGCUGAUGCUAUAGCAGCUACCUACAACACAACGAAGGAGAAGGUGCUCGAAGAUGGAUCGAAAAGUAUGAGUGCCGCAGUUAAAUUGGCAUUAGGAGAAACGCAAUUGGUUCAAGACACCAAAAACUUCUUGGAAGAAAAUAAUGUCUGCUUGGACGCGUUUAAUCAGCCCCCGAAUAAGCGAUCCAAAACAGUGAUACUCGUUAAAAAUUUGCCUGCCGCAACACCAGUAAAGGAGUUACGAGAGUUAUUCGCAAAGCAUGGCGAAUUGGGAAGGCUCGUAAUGCCGCCUUCAGGUAUCACGGCAUUGGUGGAAUUUUUAGAGCCUUCCGAGGCACGCAAGGCAUUCACAAAAUUAGCAUAUACUAAGUAUAAACAUUUGCCUCUGUAUUUGGAAUGGGCGCCUGAUAAUAGCUUUACCACUUCUCCUGCUGAGAGGAAGAAAACAAAAGACGCUCAACAGGACGGGAGAAAGGAGAAAAAUGAAAUCGAAGUGAUUACAGGCCAAUCGGAUGACCGUUCAGGAAUUGUAAACAAUACGAAGAAAACCGAGAAAGAAGAUAGCGAGGACGAAGACGAACCUGAACCUGACACGACUCUCUUCGUGAAGAACAUCAACUUCUCGACUACAGAUCAAGAAUUAAAGAAGUAUUUCGGUAAAUGCGGUCGUCUUCAUUAUGCCACAAUCGCAACAAAGAAGGAUCCGAAGAAACCUGGUGGUAAAUUGUCCAUGGGUUAUGGAUUCGUACGUUACAAAAGAAAAGCUGACGCGGAUCGUGCACUGAAAGUGUUACAAAUGACGGUGCUAGAGGGAAAAACUUUGGAGCUGAAACGUUCUGAAAGAACGUUAACAACCGAUGUUAAGACUGCGAAAAAAACAUCUAAUACCACGGCGCAAACGGGUACGAAGAUCCUCAUACGAAACGUGCCAUUCCAGGCUACUGCUCAAGAAAUCACCGAGCUGUUCAAAGCGUUCGGAGAAUUGAAAGCAGUGCGAUUGCCAAGGAAACUAGUUGGCGUUGAGAAACACAGAGGGUUCGCCUUUGUGGAGUUCUACACGAAAAGCGAGGCCAAGAAAGCGUUUAAAGCUCUGUGUCAAAGUACCCACUUGUAUGGUCGAAGACUGGUGCUAGAAUGGGCCCAAACCGAGGAAGGUGUAGAAGAUAUUAGAAAAAGAACUGCUAAACACUUCCACCAAGAAGAACCAAUGAAGAAGAAUAAAAAAGCUACGAUAAGUCCAGAAGACGUUGGAUUGGAAGCAGAAUGAGCUCCUUUGACAUUGUAAAUAACAAAUUUCGAGCAUCAAUUAUUUAUAAAAUGUUGUACAUAAUAUUUGCGCACACGAUGUAUCGAAUAAACUAUAAAUUCAUCAAGCAAG
This is a messenger RNA of Hylaeus volcanicus, 2947 nucleotides long. RefSeq names its product probable RNA-binding protein 19. Lineage: Eukaryota; Metazoa; Arthropoda; Insecta; Hymenoptera; Colletidae. Bases 122 to 2836 code for a protein of 904 amino acids. The record is from RefSeq and is a predicted model, not a curated record. The transcript has 12 exons. Gene Ontology annotation, molecular function: RNA binding.